GAGGCCAAGCGACCCUCACACACACACACACACACACACACACACACACACACACACACACACACACAGGACUCGGGCAGCCACCACCACCUCUAGACUCGGGGGGGUGCAAUAAUAACUCCGAGCUACCCAAAAACAGUUUCCCCAAACCGAGGUGUAGUGCUGAAUCUCGACAUCCCCCUGUACACCACCCACCCACGCCCACCCCAAUCCAAGAAACAAAUUCCCGAGCACCAAGCACGGGCAGAACUCAUCGCCCAAUAGGCUGUGCUGCAGCACGCUGGAAGGCCAGCACCAACACAUGCACGCACAGCACACCACUCUCAGGCACCACACCGUGACGCACGGCGCCUCUAUGGCCACCACCAGACACUACCACGACCUCUUGGGGCUGGCGCGCGGCGCCACGCAGGAGGCGAUAAGGAGGCAGUACCGGCGCCUCGCCCUCGCCCCCCACCCUGACAAGAACCCGCAGGACGUGGCGGCGGCCACGGCAAGGUUCCAGCAGCUGCAGCUGGCGGUGCAGACUCUCUGCGACACCGACUCAAGGGCCGCCACCACGACGGUGGCCCUCACCUACACGGACGUGGCGGCAAGGGCCAAGGAGGAACAAGGAGAGAAGAGGAAGGUGAAGGGAGGGAGGGAGGAGGAGGAGGAGGAGGAGCAGAAGGAGAGUGGAGGCUGCGUAGGAGUGGAAGAGGGAUUAGCUGAGACAGAGACGGAAAGGAGGGAGAAAGGAGAGGAAGAGAAAAUGGAAGAAGAGGAAGAGAAAGAUGACGUAGCGACAAAGGCGGAGACCGCUCCUGCCGAAGGAGAGACUGACGUGCAGCUGACGGUCAUAGUGAGGAGCCCGUUCAAGUGUGCCGAGCACCUCGACAAACUCUUCGCCUGCGAGCAGUGCCGCAGCCGCCUGACUCCCAGGGAGGGGGGGGGGCGCUACCGGGAGCUGCGGAAGCAUAAAGAGCAGCUGCUUGUCGAGCGGCGGGAACGAGUGCGGCAGCUCAACGCCGACAGGAUUAAGGCCGAGGCCGAGGAGCUUCCCCCGCGGCCUCGCAAGAUCAGGUUCAACCUGAAGGACGUCCCCAAACCCGUCAAGGACCGGGAGUUCCUGUACCGCCUCUACCAGAAGAGGAAAGGCGGCAUGGUGCAGCAGUGGCGCCGCCGCCUCGCCGCGCUCAACAACAGCGAGGCGGCGUGGCGGCAGGAGCUGGACGCCCUGGCGGCCGAGCGAGGCUGGCGGGCCGAGGGCCUUGAGUACACGGAGCGGAGUGUACAGGAGGAGGGGUGGGGGGCAGAGGCCGAGGACGAAGAUGGAGAGAAGGGAGGGAGGGAGUGCUUGGAAGGAAGGGGUGAGGAAGGGGAGGAAGAAAGGAAGGAGGAGAAACAGGGUGAGGAAGGGAAGGUGGAUGAAGAAAGGGAGGAAAAUGAACAUAGAGAGGAAGGGAAGGUAGAUGAAGAGAGUGAGAAGGAACAGAAGAAGGAGCGGGAGAUGGAGGAGAAGGAGGAGCAUGAGGAGAGUGGAGGCUGCGUAGGAGUGGGGAAGGGAUUAGCUGUGACAGAGACAGACAGGAGUGAGGAAGGAGAGGAAGAGAAAAAGGAAGAAGAAAAAGAGAAGGAGGAAGAAAAAGAUGACGUAGCCACAAAGGCGGAGACCGCUCCUGCCGAAGUUGAGGCUGACGUGCAGCUGACGGGCACAGAGGGGGAGCCGCCCUAUCCCCUGGGCUGGGAGGAACCGGUGGCCCGGCUCAGGUGUGCUGAACACCUCGUCUACUUCAGCAACUGUGAGGAGUGCCUCAGCGGCAUGACUGCCAAGGAGCGACAGAUUCGCCUGCAGGAGCGGCGGGACCGUAUCAGCGAGCGACAUGUCGAGCGGCGGGAACAACUGCAGCAGCUCAACGCCGACACGAUCGCGGCCGAUGGCAAGACGAAGAAGCGUAAGGGACGCAGGGCCCGGCGGCUACAGGCCAAGGCGGAAAAGGAGCUUUCCCGGCGGCCUCGUAAGAUCAGGUUCAACCUGAAGGACGUCCCCAAACCCGUCAAGGACCGGGAGUUCGUGUACCGCCUCUACCAGUCCAGGAAAGGCGGCAUGGUGCAGCAGUGGCGCCGCCGCCUCGCCGCGCUCAACAACAGUGAAGCGGCGUGGCGGCAGGAGCUGGACGCCCUGGCGGCCGAGCGAGGCUGGCGGGCCGAGGGCCUCGAGUACACGGAGCGGAGUGUGCAGGAGGAGGAGUGGGGGGCAGAGGCCGAGGACGAAGAGAGGGAGAGAGAGGAACAGGUAGAAGAAAGGAAGGAGAACGAAAAAAGGAAGGAGAAGGAAGAGGGAGAGGAAGGGAAGAUGGAGGAAGAGAGUGAGGAAAAGGAGCAGAAGGAGGAGCGGGUGAUGGAGGAGCACCGGCGGCAGCAGCAGCAGCGGCAGGCCGGGGAGGGCAGGCGGGGGCGCGGCGCGGGGCGGAGUUGUGCUUCUUUUCUUUCAUCUUAGUUUUGUUGCAUAAAAAAGAGAAAAUCCCAAAAAAAUCCGAAACAAAAAAAGAAAAAAAUCAACUCUACACUAAGACAAAAGAAUAAAAAAAGAAUAAAAAAUAAAACCUAAAAAAAUAA
This is a messenger RNA of Eriocheir sinensis (Chinese mitten crab), 2598 nucleotides long. Its product is annotated as trichohyalin-like. Gene Ontology annotation, cellular component: spliceosomal complex. Bases 302 to 2479 code for a protein of 725 amino acids. Gene Ontology annotation, biological process: spliceosomal complex disassembly. The transcript has a single exon. The record is from RefSeq and is a predicted model, not a curated record. Lineage: Eukaryota; Metazoa; Arthropoda; Malacostraca; Decapoda; Varunidae.